AUGUCAGUCCAGAAGUUCGACCAAUGGGCCAGUAAGCAUGUCGACUUCUGCCAUCUCCAAUCCUUGAAGGAUGCUGUCAUUGGCGUCGACGCUUCCUAUUACCUCGACCUGCGCCUGAACGGCAACAAUGAAGAACCUCUCAAGCAUGCUCUCGGUGGCAUUCCCUUCUGUUUUAAGAAAACCGUCGAAGACGACAUUGGCCUCCUGCGCCAACACGGAAUCACCCUGAUCUUCGUCUUCAAUGGGUUGGACUACGUCAACAAGAGCCGUCCGGACUCUCUGUCGACCGAAAGUCGACGGGUUCAAGAUGAGGCGUGGCAUCACUAUCUCAGUGGUGACAGCAAGCGAACAGUCACGGACUUUGGAAAAGCCAAAUAUCCAAUUGAUAUCAUGACUCGUCCGCUUCAAAAGAUUCUCAUUGAGAACAAAGUUCAAUUUCUGGUCGCACCCUAUAGUGCGACUGCGCAGCUGUCAUAUCUACUCAAGCUACCUGAACAAUACAUCGACGCAGUCAUGGGCAACACGGAGGCAUUCCUCUUCGGUAUUGACAGAGUGGUCACCGACAUCAAUCUCAAUAAGGCAACUCUGAGCCUCCUGACCCGUCAAGCAUGUGAGGAUUUGCUCAAGGUGAACGGAGACGCACUGCGAGAUGCCCAACUGAUUCUCGGUACCUCAUACACACCCACUUUCCCUCCACUCGAGGGCCUUGGACCUGGCAAAUCUACGAGUAUUGUCGAUGCGAUCGCAUUGUUGAACACCGCAAACAAGAACGUCAUACAACUCUGCAACUUCCACCGGGAGCACCCUCAAGUGCAGACCCUCAAGUACGCUGAUCGAUACAAGAAAGCGAUCAUGACCAUUAGACAUCACGUUGUCAUUGAAAAAAAUGGUGCCGUUGCGCCAUUAAACUUUAACACUGCUCCUGGUGAUGUCCAUGAAUUUAUUGGACAGCGACUACCAGAAGAAUUAUUCUUCUAUAUGUCAAAGGGACUGCUGGGUGCGCAAGUUCCAAACUGGCUUACGUCGGGUGAAAUUGUUCUUUCGCUUCCCGGAGGCGUGUUGGAUUCAGAGCCGUAUCGGCGAUUGGUAAUAGAAUUACUCAAUCCCCUUCGUACGGAGGCUCUGAAGAUAUCAGCCGAGUCUCUCAAUUAUUACUACCAGUCCAGAGUUGUCAAGGUCGACCCAUGGGUCCCACAGGACACGAGCAACCUGACGAUUGAAAUCAAAAAUAGCCCUGCCAUCAAGACUCGAUUGGCGCCUUGGAAAGUCCGGGGUACAGAUAUUCAGACCGUGCUAAGCAAGCCCAGUCAUACCUCCUUUUUCCUACCGUGCUUGCAGUCUCUCAAGGACGCCUCAUUUGCGCAAAAGACGAUUACGAAAGAACGAGUGAAGCACCCUGCGCUGACAACACCAGACGAGAUUGUUGUUGAUGCAACCUUCAGAUUUCUACACGUGCGCGGUUAUGUUGAUGACAACCACAAGCUCACUACUUGGGGUAAGGCUCUGGAAGCUGCACUUGCCGUGACAGACGAAGAAACGACUGUGGUGGGGGUCGAAAUGCUGCGACUUGGCCUGUUUACUGGCAACUUCGCAACCGGGACUCCAGUUGCUAGAAGUGACAAGGAUUAUCCACGCAAAGUGUACACGAAUCUUAUCUCUAAAACCGCAUGCUUGGGUCGGAUCCGGCAUAAGCCAAUGGGCUUUGUUGGCCCUCUUGAUCGCCAGUUGUUGACCUUCGCGUGGAAGAUCACAGCUGUGCGGAGAUCUGUUCGGGAUUUACUGGAAACCGUCACAACCAGCAUGUUCCUGAAUGGGGAUGUUGAGCGUGAGAGGGACGACUGGACUUUAUUGGUUUCAAAAUUGCCUUUCGCUGGCGACAAUGGAUCAGGUCUUGGAAUUGCCGUCAAGACAUAUCUGGAUGCUGUCAACGAAGAAGGCGAGAUUACAGAUGCCCUGAAGACAAGUAUCAAGCAACAGGAAGGGAAGUACAACUGGUUUGGCCAGCUCAAAGGAGGAGGCCACUUGACCAAGAGUUUGGAACAAGCAUGGAAACUUUGGGAUGCGGUAUGCCAAAUUGUGACGCUAAUCACCGAGUAG
Molecule: messenger RNA, 2097 nt
Organism: Exophiala bonariae
Lineage: Eukaryota; Fungi; Ascomycota; Eurotiomycetes; Chaetothyriales; Herpotrichiellaceae
Exons: 6
Coding region: 1-2097 (698 amino acids)
Cellular component (GO): nucleus
Molecular function (GO): mRNA 3'-UTR binding
Source: RefSeq, a predicted model, not a curated record